This is a messenger RNA of Symbiodinium sp. CCMP2456, 1479 nucleotides long. NCBI's taxonomy places the organism in Eukaryota, Dinophyceae, Suessiales, Symbiodiniaceae. The record is from the annotation of a GenBank genome assembly.
AUGCAGAACUCCGAUGGCGAGCCGGCUGCAGCUAGGACUGCAAGGGUGAUGUGGACGAUGACGAGUUUGGCUCAGUUCGGCACCGAAGCAGACACCUGCAACGUGCACUCGGCCGGGGCUGCCUUUGGGGAUGUGGAGAGGUGCCAGAUAUCUACCGUGGUUCGAAGCUUCCAGGGCGCUUCCGACGUGCGCCUGACGGCGGCAACGCUGAUCCGGUGCCGAGACCAGGUGGCCACGGGCACUCAGGAUGGCAACCUUUUGCUGUGGAACCUGGCGCCCGGGCGCCCGCGGCCUCAGAGGCUCACGGGCCAGUCCGGAUCCAUCACGUGCAUCAAGGCGUCCGGGUCCGGAAAGACGCUGGUCUCGGCCUCCACAGAUUCCACGGUGGCCAUUUGGAAGAUGCCUGUCGAGAAGAGACAGACCCCAGCGAUGUUGAAGUUGCACUUCAGCCCUGUGCGCUGCUGCGACAUCUCGACUGAUGAGCGCUUGCUUCUCACUGCCUCGGACGACAAAUCUGUAAAGCUGACCUGGCUGGCCGAGCGCCGCUUCGCCGCGGCAUUUGCAGGGCACUCGAACUGGGUUCGGUCUGCAUCCCUGUCCUCGAGCUCUACACACAUGGUCUCGGGUGGCGAUGAUAAGACUGUGAAGCUUUGGGACGUGGAGCACAAGUCUUGCUUGCAGACCUUCAGCGAUAGCGCUUCAAGCAUCACCUGCACUCGCUUCGGCUUGGGCGACCACGUCAUUAUUGCGAGCUCCUGGGAUUCCAGCAUCAAUCUGUGGGAUGUCCGCUCCUAUGGGAUCCGCCAGCAUUACGGGCGAGCCCAUGGGGGAAGUCCCAUUACCCAGGUGGCCGUCCACCCGCGCAGCGACCUGAUCUUGUCCUCUUCCUCGGACCGACAGCUGCGAGUUUGGGAUCUCCGCGCAGGGAAGCUUUGCUGCACUGUUCUUGGCCACGAGCGCCCGGUGCAUUCCUGUGGCUUCGAUGAAGCCGGGGACCAUUUCCUCAGCUGCGACAGCGAGAUGGUCCUCUAUUGGUCCUGUCCACCAUUGGCAGCACCCUGCCCUCCGGCGCAGCCGGAGCCUACUCCCAUCUCUCUCGAGGCCGAUGCCCUGAACCUCCCGAGUUCCGCGCCCCGCAUCGACGGCCCGGUAUCCGAAGCGGCCAGAAGCGCCGAGGCUUCCGACCCGCUCUUGGCAGGGGAGGCAGCCCGAUCGACGCAGGCCGAGGUGCCCAGGAGCCGAAAGGCUCCGAAGGAGGAGCAUCUCCGGGAGGCCCUGCCCGAGGUCGUGGCUCGGAUGGUGGAGAAAAUGGUCACCGACAUGGACACCUUGACGGCCACGCUUGCAGCACUGGAAGCUCGGAUGACUCGUACAGAGGCCAUCACCGCCGAGGUGGUGCAGCUGAUGCGGGCCCAGCCCGAGACCACACUGGAGGUCCCGGCUGCACAGAGUGAGAAAGCAGCAGUUCCGAGUGAUUGA